Molecule: messenger RNA, 1382 nt
Organism: Tauraco erythrolophus (red-crested turaco)
Lineage: Eukaryota; Metazoa; Chordata; Aves; Musophagiformes; Musophagidae
Source: RefSeq, a predicted model, not a curated record
UGGGAGGAGGACGCAGGAGUAGCUGCUGUCACGCCGAAAGUGGUGCGAGCCCUGAGGUCGCCCCUAACGCCCCUUCCCCAGACCGAGAACAGAACAACUGUUAAUAAAAAUGGAAUUUACCAGUUUGAACAGGCUUCAAAAUGUAAGGCAAUUCAGGACAACAUUUUGUCAUCAUCUAUCAAGAAGAAAAGAUAUUCAGAAGAUUAUUAUCUUCACAUAGUCACAAAACUGCGGAACUGCACCUGGAUAAGGAGACCAGAAGAAUCUGCAAAAUUCAGGUCAGAAUUAGCUUCCUGCUGUGAUGCAGUUCACAAUUUUAUUGCUUCUCAAAACAACACCCCACUGGGAAGUAACAUGAGUUACGAAGUGGACAGUAAAAAGACCAUCCUCAUUACAGAAGACAUUUUUAAGAUGCUGCCUGUGUCCUCUCCUCUUUCAGUCUAUCCCUUCAAGACCUGUGCCGUGGUUGGAAAUGGAGGCAUUCUGAAAAAUUCCAGCUGCGGAGCAGAAAUCGAUCGUUCUGACUUUGUGUUUAGGUGUAACCUCCCUCCAACCUCGGGAAGCAUUAGCAAAGAUGUUGGCAAUAAAACAAACCUUGUGACUGUUAAUCCGAGUAUCAUAUCUCAGAAAUACAACAAACUAAAUGAAAAGAAGACAGAAUUUCUGGAGAACAUUACAGUCUAUGGAGAUGCUUUCCUUUUAUUGCCAGCGUUUUCCUUCAGAAGCAACACAGCCACUUCUUUUAAAGUAUAUCACACUCUGCAAGAGUUUAAAGCAACCCAAAGGGCAAUAUUUUUUCACCCCACCUAUCUGAAAAGUCUUGCCCAGUUCUGGAGAACUAAGGGUGUGAAAGCCUACCGGUUGUCAUCUGGUUUUAUGAUCACUAGUGCGGCUCUUGAGCUGUGUGAGAAUGUGAAGCUCUAUGGCUUCUGGCCUUUCUCAAAAUCCACAGAGAAGAUGCCAAUCAGCCACCACUAUUACGACAACCAGCUGCCUAAACCAGGUUUCCAUGCAAUGCCCAAAGAAUACAACCAGCUCCUUCAGCUUCAUGGCAAAGGCAUUUUGAAGUUGCAGUUUGGUAAAUGUGAAUCAGACUAAAAAGGGCGUUGAUCCUAAGGAAACAAUUUGUGUAUAUCUCAGCAGUUCAGUGUUGGAUUUGGUCUGAUGUGAUUUUGUGAGCAUUAAACGGCAUUAUUAAAAUAGAGAAAUAUUUUACACUUGGAGAGAAAAGUGAUUUUUCACACAGUGACUGCUACAUUUCUGAAUUUUGAGUAAUCAUUUUUUUAAAUACAAAAUAGCAUUGAUUUGAGAAAUUCUGAAACUCCUGACUAGUGGUUUAAUUGUAGCAAAGCACAAUCUCAGGAUGGUGGCAAUAUGUGACA